This is a messenger RNA of Naegleria fowleri, 1731 nucleotides long. RefSeq lists its product as uncharacterized. The transcript has a single exon. Lineage: Eukaryota; Heterolobosea; Eutetramitea; Acrasida; Naegleriidae. Gene Ontology annotation, cellular component: nucleolus; 90S preribosome. The record is from RefSeq and is a predicted model, not a curated record. Gene Ontology annotation, biological process: endonucleolytic cleavage in ITS1 to separate SSU-rRNA from 5.8S rRNA and LSU-rRNA from tricistronic rRNA transcript (SSU-rRNA, 5.8S rRNA, LSU-rRNA). Bases 1 to 1731 code for a protein of 576 amino acids.
AUGCCUUCACAUAAAAAGUUGAAGAAAGCCAAGAAGGAAGAAGAAGCCUUUGAAGCACUUCGGAAGAGUCAACAAGAAGAAGCACUUCAGGCUCAUCAUCAUUCGGAACAAGAACCUACUCUCGGGAAGGAUACAACAACCACUACUACUACUACUACUUCGAUCACUCCAACUAGUACUAAACAGAAGAACAUGACUACUGGUGGUCUCUCAAACCGUCAAAAUAAAUGGACUCACUCCGAAGAAGAUAACGAUGAACAUACAGACAAUGUUCAAAAUGAUCAUCAUGAACAAGACGAUGAAGAAGAGGAGGAUGAAACUGGUGAUUUGCAUGGUAAUGUCCUCUCUAAUGAAGAAGACGACGACAAUAAGACUGCUGCUGCUCAUGAUGAUCCUCUCAAUGGUUUAAAAAAAGCCUCCUAUCAAGAAUUGGAUGAAAAUGAUCGCUUUUUAAAAAACUUUUUAUUCAAAAGAGGAUGGAUCUUUGAUUAUGAAAAACAUGGAGAUCGAUAUGCUCAACAAGCAAAAGAAUUGGAUCAAGGAGAUGCAUUAGAUGAAGAAUAUGCUGAUUUGGAUAUUGAAUCUCAUCGAAUGAAUUUGGAAAAUUCAAAAUUGGGAGGAACAUCGAAUGCAGUACCAUUGGAUAUCAAUGAUGAUGAUGAACAAGAUGAAGAAUACAAAGAGAGUGAUGAUUCAACACAAGAUGAAGAACGCGAGAAUAUGGAUGAUUCUAAUUCUGACCUCUCUGAUGAUGAUUCUGAUGAUUCCUCUUCUUCUGAAACUCCAAAAUCUGAACGUGAAAAAAAAGAUUCUAAAAAAAAGAGAAAACGUCUUGCCAAAAAUGAAAAAUUCAAAGAACAAUUAGAAUCAGUGAAAAGAGAACACAAUGAAAAAGCAGAGAAAAUUAAAAAUGAAAUUAUAGAAUCAAUAUUUAAAUUGAAAGAGAUGAUCAAAGGAGAUGGUUCAUUGAUUGACAAGUUACAAAUUUCUAAAAGUGAUGAUUCAGAAAAGACAUGGGAAGCCAUUGAGAAACGAAAGAUUAUUGAAGAAUUUGCAUCAGCUGCUAUGGAAGAUGACGAAGAUGAUAAUCUUGGUGAUUCUAAUCCAACCUCUUCUGCAAGUGCUCUGAAACGACAUGUAAACAAAUUAUUUGAAGAUUAUUAUGAUUCUUUCUUUGAAGAUGUCAAUGCAGCAACAGGUGAUACAUUUAAAUUUAAAUACAAGACUGUGGAUAAAGCUGAUUUUGGAUUAACAACUGAAGAUAUCAUCAAUUUAGAUGAUGAUGAUUUGGAUAAAAUAGUAUCCAUGAAGCAUUUAAUGAGAUAUGACUACAAACCACCUGAUGAAAAAGUGAAGAAGGAUAUUUUCUUUAAAAUUCGAAAUUUGAAAGCACAAAAAGGAUUACUCGAUAAAAAAACGGAGAGAGCUCUCAAAUUUAAACAAGGUAAAAUGGGAAAGAACAAGACAACAAAACAAAAUGAAGCACAUAAGAAUGAGGGUGAUAAAAAGAAUUCUAACAACAACAAGAAGAACUUCAAGAGUAACAACAGCCAACCCAACAAGAAGAACCAAGGAACUUUGAAGAGAAAAUUUGACCAAGAGCCACAGACUGUUAAAUCAUCCUCUCAAAAACCACAAAAUUCAAAUGCAACCAAGAAGAACCAACAAAAACAGGCAACCAAAGAUGUGGCCAGCUCUUCACAACAAGAACCUCCCAAAAAAAAAGAAUAA